AGAAUCUGAAUUCUCCCCUGCAUUUGCAAUGCAAUUUGGAGUUGUUGUUACCUUUUGCAAAUUUCAUAGUUUCAUCUCAUUGAGUCAUUGUGGUUAAUAGCUUGGGGCUACUUAUUGUUGAAUGUACUUUUAUGCUUAUGGUAUAUUUUGAUCUUUUUCAUAUGUAAUUCUUGAAUGAUCUUGAGAAAUUAAGAUUUUUUUUAGCACAUGAGGGUAUCUCUUUUUCUUUAAGUCGAAGCGAAGAUUGUUGUGUAUGCUUGGUGUAGACUCUUGAAUGUUCAGCUUUGGUAGUUGGUCCUUCUCUUUUUGUCUUUGUGCUGUGCUGAGAUCUAAAAGACAUAAGUAUCUUUUUUGUUGUUGAAGCAACCAGUUUAUCAUGUGUCCUGAUUUUGGUAGGUGACACUAUCAGACUACUACUAUAAUGUGACCACCUAAACUAGAUCUAAUGAUCGUGAUGUCACUAAGCAGUUCAGUUCAAAUACAGAUAGAUCUCAGCCAAAAAACAAACAAACAUUUUGGUUUUUAUGAUCAAGAAAAUUCAUCUUGCAUUGAUCACUGUACAAUGUACAUUGCUUAAAUGAUCUCAGGGAUCAGGAUCAGAGGAGAAGAGAAGAUGGAGUUCAAAGCAGCCAUGUUCGCGGCCGCCGUCGUAGCCGUCCUCCUAUCGUCGCCGUCACCGGCAUUGGCUCAGAAGAAGAGCCCGCCGGCGGCGCCGUCGCCGGUGUCGCUUCCACCGAGCUUGGCUCCGGCGCCGGCGCCGGCGCCGCACUACGUCGACCUCGCCGAGCUCCUCAGCGUGGCCGGGCCGUUCCACACGUUCCUCAACUACCUGGAGAAGACGAACGUCAUCGAGACGUUCCAGAGCCAGGCGAACAAGACCAAGGAGGGCGUCACCAUCUUCGUCCCCAAGGACUCGGCGUUCGCCGCCAUCAAGCAGUCCACCUUUUCCAACCUCACCGGCGACCAGCUCAAGACGCUGCUGCUGUACCACGCGUUCCCCAAGUUCUACUCCCUGGCCGAGUUCAAGAACCUCAGCGAGCUCAACCCGGUGAACACGUUCGCCGGCGCGCCGUACACGCUGAACCUCACCGACGACAUGGGCACCAUCUCCGUGCAGUCGAUGUGGUCCAGGCCCAAGAUCUCGAGCAGCGUGUACGCCACGAGGCCCGUGGCGGUGUACGCGCUCAACAAGGUGCUCCUGCCCAUGCAGAUCUUCAGCAAGGACCCGCCGCCGGCGGCGGCAAGGCGGACUCGACGAGCGCCGCGUGCGGCGUCGGCGCCGGCGUCGUCAAUGGCUUGGUGAUGGCAUUGGCUGGUAGCUUGAUGCUCCUGUGGUGAUGAUCAGAGAGAGAGAGAGAGAGAGAGUUCUUGGAGUCAAAUUUGCAACAGCAGCACAUUGUUCAUGCUUCUCCACACUUGAUUCUAUUUUGAAUUGAUUUGAAAGAGCCAUUCUUUUGGACAUAGUAGGCAAUGUUUGUAGGAUCGAAUUGGAGUAUUUUUUUUUACAACGUAUUACGAUCAUAAUUCAUAAUUACUCAUCUGCUGAUGGAUGAAUGAAUAUGAAAAGGGGUUUCUCUUACAUUUCUACUA
This is a messenger RNA of Oryza sativa Japonica Group (Japanese rice), 1590 nucleotides long. NCBI's taxonomy places the organism in Eukaryota, Viridiplantae, Streptophyta, Magnoliopsida, Poales, Poaceae. The record is from RefSeq and is a predicted model, not a curated record.